AUGGCACCCCGAAUACAGAACUCUGUCGUCUCCAACUCUCUCCUUCCUUACCUUUCCACAUCUUCUACCUCAUCCUCCUCUACAUGUCUUCCCAGGCUAGCUACCACAUGCCCUUCAUCACAUGAGUCAUGGCGUUCGUGUCGGUCAUUUUCGUCCACGCCCGCCCCCCAAACCAGACGUCGCCGCGAGAUGUUCGCGUGGCUCAAUACCGAGGCAGCCAUGCUGAAAUCCCACACUCCAGGCACAACAAACUACCUCAUGCGGACCAAUCCCAAACUCAAGGAGCUGUCGAUUGCUGAAACCAGAAUUUUUCCGGCAAACCCUGCCUACCGCUCCGAGAGUAUUCUCAGUGAGGAGCUGCGGACAGAGAUCUACAACCGGGUAGUAAAACAGAAGAAGAGUGUGCGUGCGGUUAGUGUCGAGCUGAAGGUUGACAUGAGGAGAGUCGCUGCCGUAGUCCGGCUGGUCGAGUUAGAAAAGCGGAUGGAAAAACAGGGUAAAUCCUUGGCUUUGCCUUACGCUCGUGCAAUCCAUGAAAUGGUACCCGUAACGCCUCUAGACCAUCCCCAUGAAGAAAUUAACGACCUCCCCGUCCACCGCCUCACCAACCCUCAAAUCUUCUAUCCCGUCUCUGAGUCCCGCCAAUUCAACCGUGUUGAUGCUGGCCGUGUCUUCUCCGCUGCUCCGGCUUUAGAACAUGAGCAGGUUGCUAAGGAUGCUGCCAAUCCCUCCGAGGCCAUUAGCCGGGUUACACAGAACCCAUCGCACAUUGAGCUUGUCGGCAAAGGCGAUGAAGAGCAUCAGGUCCUCCAGCCGGCGGACGUGCGUAUUCCGCACCCCCACAUGGUCACAAGUACCCGUGACAUCAAAAGGGUGCCGAAUGAGGGUGCCAAACACGCUGAGCUCUACCAGGCUCGCCUCAACCAGCAAGAUGCUGCUGAUCAGGAGCGCAAGCGUCUCGCCCAGGAGCGUAAGGAGAAGCAAACGCAGCGUGUGCAGCCCGAGGAUUCUCGCUUCGAGUUCCGUAUCAACGACGUUGUCGUCAGCCAGGAAACCACCGGCAAGGAUGGCCGCAACGCUCGGGCUCCUGGUCGCAGAUACGGUGUUCCCAGCUACGACCGGAAGAAGGGUCAAGUCAAGAUCCCCACCCGUGUGGAGGUUUAA
Messenger RNA from Aspergillus niger, 1164 nucleotides. Its product is annotated as mitochondrial 37S ribosomal protein mS45. Bases 1 to 1164 code for a protein of 387 amino acids. Gene Ontology annotation, biological process: mitochondrial translation. Gene Ontology annotation, molecular function: structural constituent of ribosome. Gene Ontology annotation, cellular component: mitochondrial small ribosomal subunit. The transcript has 2 exons. Lineage: Eukaryota; Fungi; Ascomycota; Eurotiomycetes; Eurotiales; Aspergillaceae. The record is from RefSeq and is a predicted model, not a curated record.